Molecule: messenger RNA, 1913 nt
Organism: Gymnogyps californianus (California condor)
Lineage: Eukaryota; Metazoa; Chordata; Aves; Accipitriformes; Cathartidae
Gene: ARL14EP
Product: ADP ribosylation factor like GTPase 14 effector protein
Exons: 5
Coding region: 199-1035 (278 amino acids)
Cellular component (GO): intracellular membrane-bounded organelle
Source: RefSeq, a predicted model, not a curated record
GGGCGGGGUGCGGGGCGGUUAAUGGCCGCUACAAGCAGCGCCGCCGUCGCUGGGGGAACGCGGAAGUCGGGUGCCGGUGUCCCGGCACAACGGCGGAAGGAAGUCCACGGCAAGGGUGAUCUUCAUAGAAACUACUAAAGACUUCAAAGAAUUAAUUUUAGGCAAAAUAAGUGAAAUAAGUUGUUCUGAUAAAGUAAAAUGGAUCCUUGUUCGGUUGGAGUUCAGCUUCAAGCUACCAAUGAAUGCCAUAAGACCUAUUAUACCCGUCACACUGGCUUCAAGACUAAGCAAGAUAUAUCUUCAUCUGAUCUACUGUUACUUCAGCUUAGGACUGGAAUAACCCUUUCAGAGAACAAUACAAUCUGCUUCCACCAUGCAAAAAUUUACAUUGAAAGAUUUGAAGACUUACAAAAAUCAUGUUGUGAUCCCUUUAAUAUACACAGAAAACUAUCAAAGAAAAACUUACGAGCAAUUGACUUAGAUGAUGCAACUUUUCUAAGUGCCAAGUUUGGACGACAGUUUGUACCUGGUUGGAAGCUUUGUCCCAAAUGUAUGCAGAUAAUAAACGGAAGCGUGGAUGUUGAAUCCGAAGAUCGCCAAAGAAGAAAACUUGAUUCAGACGGGCGUACAGCUAAGGCUUUAAAGUCUCUACAGUUUGCUAAUCCAGGACGACAGACUGAAUUCACUCCUGAAACCAGUAAGAGGGAAAAAAGAAGGCUGCAAACAAAAAAUGCAUCAUUUAAUUCAGACAGCUACACAUUACAAAAGAAAAGUAAAUUAAGGGAGCAUUUCACAUCAUCUGAAAGGCAAGUUAUACCAGCCAAGAGUAAAGUCUAUGAUAGCCAGGGACUACUACUUUACAGUGGGAUGGACCUCUGUGAUUGUCUUGAUGAAGAUUGCCUGGGAUGUUUCUACGCUUGCCCCAAGUGUGGCUCCAACAAGUGUGGAGCUGAAUGUCGCUGUGACCGCAAGUGGCUAUAUGAGCAAAUUGAGAUAGAAGGAGGAGAAAUAAUUAGAAAUAAGCAUGUUGGUUAGUGUAUAUGCACGUUAUUUAUCCCAAGUAUAUAUUCCAUGCUUUGAUUAAACACAGCACAUUCAUUAUGUAGUGGUUUAAUGAAAGCCAUUGGAAUUUAUCACAAUCCACAUGAUUAAUGUGCUCACUUUCACAUUCAUUUUCAGUAUGAUUAUGGAGAUAAUCGUACUACUGUCUUUUCACACUUCAGUCUACCUUGUACUCAGUCUUACGAGUCAUCCAAGUAAGUUCUCAUUGAACAGUCUUUCACUGUAUUUAAGUAUAAGGUGUUGAAUUGUCAUGUGAUAUAUCCUGGAGCUACUCACUAUUGUCAUUUACUGUUUUGUAGAGUGUACCAUCUCCAUGUAUCCCCAUUUUUCCUUCUCUAGUUCAGGAUCUCAAGGUUUUGAAUCUGUUUUAUGUGAAACACACUGAAAGUUCUCAGUGAAUUUACAUGCAGUAUUAAUAAAGCUCUCUCCAGUAUUAAUAGUGAAUGCUAUAUCUUCUAUAGAUGAUCCCAGCUACAUCUGAAAUUCAAUCCUGUUCACUUAAAUGGAUUCAAAGUCAUGUAGGAGUUCAGAUCCCAUCCAAGUUACUGGGAUUUGAGAUCAAGUUAUCCUUAAGAAUUCCAGCCUCACUGUUAAAGUGUUACUAAACUGUCAAGGCAUUGAAAAAUAUAUUAAAGUAUUUCAUUAUGGUACUGUUUUGUUGGUUUCUAUAUAACACAAUUGAAAUAAUUUCACUCAGUCUGUAUUUGUUCUCAGUCUGUAACUGGACUGGAACUUCAACAGCCCUUUCCCCUUUUUUCUUUUUGCUUGUUUUUAAGGUAAAGGUUUACAUGCAGCUGAAAUGAAUUUGAGUGUCUGUUCCCGAACUAAGAAUAUCCAGACUGCUACAAAAA